UCCUGUUAUUGCUGACGUGGUGCUGGGGACAAGGCUCAUUUCACCGGGGGAAUGGGCUGGGAAAGGCUCGUGUAGCCAGCAUGGCUCUCACUGAAUGAACACUGAGAGCUAGGCACCUCUCGCUGCAGAAGCCCUCCUCCCUCCCUCCAGCACUGCCCCCUUUCCUUCUCCUUCAGCACGGAGGACCUGGCUCUCCCCGCUCCCUCCCAGACCUCAGCAGAGGCGAAGGGGAGGGUGGCCUGCAGGCCAAGCGGCUCUGGCUUGAAGGCACGAAGAGCUGCAGGAGAGGGAUGGCAGGGGCAAGAGGAGGUGAGGGGGCAGCUGCAGCUCCCGCCUGGAUCGGGGCACUCUGCUUGUCUGCAGUCUCCUUGCUUCACCUGGUGAGCGGGAGGGAAACCGAGACAGACUGGACCCUGGAGAAGUAUUCUCAUCAACCAAGAAUUUUACAUUCUAACGCUAUUCAAGAAGUUGUAGAAAAUACAGAUGUUUCUCAAAUGUGGGAGAAUGAUUUGCAUCCUUUCCUGAUAGAAAGAUACUCAGGAUCACCAGGAAAUUAUGCCGUACGACAGCACAUCAAGCACCGUCUCGAAAGAUUACAGGCUGGCUGGGUAAUUGAAGAAGAUACAUUUCAGAGAUACACACCAUAUGGAUAUCAAACAUUUUCAAAUAUUAUCAGCACUCUCGACCCCUCUGCAAAACGCCACCUAGUUCUUGCUUGCCACUACGACUCAAAGUUCUUUGGCCCACAGUGGCAGGGGAGAGCAUUUGUGGGAGCCACUGAUUCAGCCGUGCCUUGUGCUAUGAUACUGGAGCUCGCACGUGCCCUGGAUAACAAGUUGCAGUUACUCAAGACCAGCUCAACCUCAAGACCAGACCUUUCACUUCAGCUUAUUUUUUUUGAUGGUGAAGAAGCCUUUGUCCAGUGGUCACCUUCUGAUUCCCUCUAUGGAUCUCAACACUUAGCUCAAAAAAUGGUGUCUACUCCACAUCCACCUGGUUCAACAACCACAAAUCAGCUCCAGGGCAUUGACCUGCUUGUACUACUGGAUUUAAUUGGUGCACCAAACCCAGUCUUUCCCAAUUAUUUUCCAAACACUAUCCGAUGGUUUCAGAGGCUUCAAGCAAUUGAGCAAAAGCUACACAGCAUGAAUCUGCUGAAGAAUCACCUUGUUGAAAGACAGUAUUUCCAGCCUUAUUUACAUCGAGGCUUGGUUGAAGAUGACCAUGUUCCAUUUUUAUUAAGAGGGGUUCCAGUCCUACAUCUGAUUCCAUCCCCUUUUCCUGAAGUAUGGCAUACUAUGGAGGACACAGAAGAAAACCUUGACAAAACCACUAUCGACAAUCUCAGCAAAAUUCUGCAAGUGUUUGUACUGGAAUAUCUCAAUCUGUGAUAAGUACACUGGCAAGAAAUCAUAAGCUAUUUUAAAUACUGUUUACCCACUUUCAAGUUGCUAUUUAAGUUUCAUUGGAGAGCACUAAAGCAAAGCAAAAUACAGCAAUAGCUGUUGCUAAACUGAUUCAAUUUUCUGAUAUAAAGAUAUCACUAAAUAAGAAUUAGUUUCAGCCUGUAAAGAAUUUGAUUUUUCCAUGUCUUGCCUAUGAACAAAGGAAAAACUGAAUUUUUCCACAUUGUUACCACUGCUUUAUAUGCCACAUAUCAAGAUCCCAGGAGAAAAUGCCUCCCAACUUCAGUGUAGCUACAGUUUUUACAAGGUGUAACCAACUUUUCUACUGGUCAGCAAUAGAAAUUUAGAGUAUAUUACCCUAAGAGGCAAAAUUCACAUUAAAACAUACCUCUGCUUUGGGUUGAACUGAACCACCUCAUCCUGAAAAUAGCCGCUAGAAUUUCUGACCCAUAGAAAGAAUUUCCAAUCCUCUCUACUCUCCACCCUUAUUUCUCUAAGUGGAGUACUGAGCUCCUUUCCGCAGACAAUAGGCCACUAUAAAACUGCCCUAAAACAGUUUUCUUUCUCUCCUUUGUUGGAUACUGUUUGUUGGAAGAGGGUAGGGGGAAGUGAUGCUAACAGGAAGGUAUGUGGGGAUUUCUACCAUGUUUUGACUACACACAGGAGAUAUAAACAGAAUAGCAGGUGCUGUGUAGGAGCACAUGGCCCAGCACACAUCAAUUCAUGUGAGAAUCAUUCACAAUUUGACACAUUCCCCCACAAUAGAGACAAGAAAAACUGCUGUUUGCAAUACAAAUUACAUCAGAAGUAAUCAUACUAUGAAUGUGAUCAUUUUAAAAACUAGUUUUACAUAAAUAUGAUUUUCAAGGUGCAGUGCUAUCUAUCAAAAAUAACGUAAGCAUGAGAGUAAAAAGCAAGGAGACGGUUUAAACAUCUAACUGUUCGGAUCAGCCACAGCCUGUAUCAGAAAAAGAUACUCAUUACUUUAACAAUCCUGUGAUUGUAAAUUCUCUGAUGGAAUUAUUCAAGAAAUUCAGCAUGAUACUGUGGCAAAAAUCUAGCCUAGAGUGAAGUCAGCUUAGAAGUAGGCAGGAGAAUACUCAAAAGCUGCCUAUAAAAUUAUUGUUUCCCCCAAAGAGAAAAAGAGCAUGUGAUGAGAGAAAAAGAAUCAGUAUUUUCUGCUCGGAUAGCUUCUUCCAUUAGAAAGUUCUAUCCUGUGCAAAAAGAUUUAACAAAGAGAUAACCCAUAGAGUUGUAAUCACGUCAAAUUUGGCCUGUAUUUCACUCUUUGCUAAAAGCAAACAUUUCUGAACCUAAGAUAAAUAUUUACAUACGUAUUUUAAAGUUGCAAUAGAAGAAUAUACUUAGAGUAAUGCAAAUUUGCAAAACUGUGCUAUUACGUUGCAGCCUGAAAAUGAAACUCUAUUUUUGUUGCUCAACACCAAACAGAAACACCACUUUUUCUCAUCUUUUUGCACGUGUGAUUUCUCUAUGUGAUUUCAACAUUUUGCAUGCAAAUUCCAACA
Molecule: messenger RNA, 2932 nt
Organism: Rhea pennata
Lineage: Eukaryota; Metazoa; Chordata; Aves; Rheiformes; Rheidae
Gene: QPCT
Product: glutaminyl-peptide cyclotransferase
Exons: 7
Coding region: 291-1391 (366 amino acids)
Molecular function (GO): glutaminyl-peptide cyclotransferase activity; zinc ion binding
Source: RefSeq, a predicted model, not a curated record